AAGUUGUAUAUUAGUCUCAUCUCACUCCAGCGCAUUAGUACUUAAAAGACAUUACUAGCCAAAUUUUGGUAAAUUUUUACACCUUCUCAAAACCUUCCCAUCCUCGCGUUGUUUAAUCAUAAGAUAUACAAAGCUACCCAGGAUAUUCAAACUCUAGUAUGUUCUUGCCAUAUGAAACUAGUCAUUAUUGUACUGCCACAUUUCAUAUCUUUGUUUUCCUAUCGUAUUUCAAUUGAAAGCAGCCUACAACAUUCACCAUGGGACAAAGGAACUCACUUUACCUUGUUCAUCCUACACCGCUUAGCUACCUUAUAACUCUUGCAAUUGGUCAAUUCAUCUCUUUGAAUACCAAUCAACACCUUCAAGCACAACCUUCUUUGGACAAAAAAAGAAUCAUUAUCGAAUAUUGAUGACAUUCACUGUUCAUGAGAAUCCAAAAAAUGACGGAUUACAAUUUUGACCACUCAGAUAUAACUCAGGUACAGAUUCAACAUCUCAAAAGCAAUCCCCUCGAAGCUUGCCAGCGUGAAAAUGCCUCUCUUCAUAUCAGGCUGGAAACUUUUAACCGCAUGCUCCUUGAAGCUAAAGAGGAGUCGGAAACAAGAUUAAAUCGUAUAAAACAGGUGAGACAUGAAAGAGAUGCGGCUUUCAAUGAGGGAGAAAAUUAUGCGAGGAGGGAGGUUGAAGCGGAGAUGGGGAUUUUGAGAAAAGGGCGGCAUGAUGCGGAGAUGAAGAGUAAGAAAUUGGAGGAGAACGAAGCAAAAACCCAGGAGAUGAUGAAGGAGCUGGAGCUGGAAUUAGAAAAUUUGAGGAUGGGAGCGGGUGCAGUGGAAGGAGUGGAUGUGGGGCUGAUGAAUUCUUUGAGGGAGGAGAGGGAUAGAUAUGAAGAGGAGCUCAAUGAGGCAAAAGAGAUUAUCAUGGGAAAGGAACUUCAUAUACAGCAUUUGAAGGAGGAAACAAGGAGCAUGUCAGUCAAUGCAGUAGAUACCCCUCCUGUGGAGAGUGCGCGGAUACAGGCUCUUACAGAUCAACUCUAUGUAUUGAUGGCGGAGAGAGAUGGUAUAAGACAGCAGCUGGAGAUUGUGACGGAAAACCUCAUGGGUGGUACGCCAACAAAGCUUACGCCUAAAGAAGACAAGCCACAGACUACGUUAGGGAAGGAUAAAGAGCCGGCGAUUAAGAGUUUCAGCCUUAGUACCGACCCAAAAAAUGCCGACUUCCAUGGUACCAGGAAGAGAUUACAUGCACCCUCUCCUCUAAGACAAUCUACCACUCCCGAAUCGGAAGAAGAUGAAAGUGAUGGACAGGGAGAAAACAAAGAAAAUGAAAAAGUUGAUGAAAGACUAAAGCAAAGUAUUGAAACUGAUGAAAAUGAUGCAGUAGUAAUGGGAGAUUACCCAGACGACGGAGAAUUUCUUUCGCAACGACUACUUAUUAAUCAAAUCAAAAAGCUCGAGAAAAGGAAUAUGCGUCUUGAACGCUGUCACGACAAGUCUCACGUAAUUCGUGCAAUCCUCAGCCUUACUCCCGUCCACUUCGAAGCAUUUCGUCAACGCAAAGAGAGUAAGAGGAAGGAAGAUCUGGUAUUGCUUGAUAUCAUGAGUAAGGAAUGCAAUGCUCUAAGGAACCAAAUUCGAAAAUUCGAAAAACAACUGCAGUUAUUGGCUGAUCUUCGACGUAAGAAAAGGGAGGAAGACACGGGAGACGCACAGGACUUUAUACUCAUGCAAGAUCGAUAUGAUGCAAAGGAGGAAGAUACGAAGUCAUAUAGAAUAUUAUACGAAACGGCGGAACAGGCCAUGAAGAAUAUGAUAAAGGCUGGCGCCAAUUUGGAUGCUAAUGAAGUUAUAGAGUUACGUAAGGAGAGAGAUAUUCUUGUGAAACGAAAAGAGGAGUUAGAAGAGGAAAUUGAUGGCCCGUUGGGAUUGAGGGAACAAUUGGCCUUUAGCAUUGCCGAAGAUACAGAAGAUAUUGACAUGGCCACUCAGUUAACACGAGUCAAGGCUGAGCUCGAACUGCGCACAAAGGAGAGAGAUGCAGCUAUUGAAGAGUCAAAAGUGGAAGAAAAUCUCACAUCUAUCAAAGAACUAAUGGAUCAGUUGUCCAAAAAUCUCGAAGCUGAUAUUUACCGGAUUGAGGAGAAAGAUGAACAAGACAAGGAAGUGGCAAAGAGAUAUCGUCAAUGUCAGCGUGAAUUAAGCGACGAGAAAGAAAGAGUCAAAUCUCUCGAGAAGUUUCUAGAGGAUAAGUAUAUGGAAUACGAAGACCUUGCCGGUGAUGUGCAUGAUGAUUCUCUCAGUGCAAGAUUGGCUCGAACAUUGAUCGAACUCUAUCAGACAAAGCGGAAGUUAAUGGAAAGAACAAUACAGAGGAAUAGUCUUAUCAAGAGCGCUGUGGGAUAUUUAGCGGCAGUCUUACGGGAAAAUGAGACGUUGCAGCAGAAAAUAUACAUCCUCCAAAAACAUCCAAACCGCGAUCCUCGACUACCUAUCAGAGACAUCGAUUUGGAAAACGAGGAGACGAUCAUCAAACUUCGAAAGGAGAUUUCUUUCGUUACAACACAGUUCCAUCAGGCGGGAUGUGAGGUCUAUUCUGCGAAGAAGAAGGCAAAGAGAGCGAAAGAAAGAUUAGACCAAUAUAUUGAGAUGUCUGCAUUUGGACGAGAUUCUCAUCCCAGAGUCCAAGCUCUGAGGCAUGAUAGGGAUAGAAGUCCUAUAGACCCCAAUGCCACUGACCCGGAAGUUAUUGAGCACUUGAAAACUCAGCUUAAAGACGCUGAUGAUUUGAUGGAUUUGAUUGUCGCAAGAUACAGCGUUUGGGAGAAUGGAAAAGGAGGGUUGAAUCCUGAAAGCAUGGAGGUAGCGGAGAGGAGACUGGAGGAGUGCAUGGACCUGGUACAUGGACCCUUGGGUCAAAAAGAGGCAUACGAUAAUCUCAAGGCGCUGUUGACUGAGUCGAGGGAGGUGUUGAAGGUUAAAAUGAAUGAGUGGAAUGAGAAAGAUAAGGAGCGUGAUUGGGCAGUUGAGAGCUUGGAAAAAUUGUUGAAGGAGAGUGAGGAAAGGGAAGCAGCGCUCGCUAAGCUUUUAUAUUCUACACAAGAGGAUAUGAAGAGGGAAGGUACACGGGCUGCUAAGGUCGUAGAAAUGGAAGAACAAUUGACCAGGAAUGAACAAAGAAUACGGGAUCUACUUCGGGAAAAGGAUGAGCAUAAAGCCGAAGCUGAUGGAUUAGAGAGCUUUCUCCGGGCUAGCGAGACGCAGAUGACCCAACUCGAAGAACAAAUCAGUAGAGGUGAGGAAAAACUCCGAGAUUUGCAACAGGAGAGUGAUAAUCAAAAAGCUGAAGCUGAGGUACUGGAAGAUCUCCUCAAAGCCAGUGAAAUAAAAAUAGCGGAAUCUUUCAGAACAUUGAGAGACGAGGAGGAGAAGAAGUACCGCGGAGAGAUCGAAAGGUUACAAGAAGUUCUGCUAUUGAAAGAAGAAGAGGAUGAACAGUUCCGUGAAGAGAUUGAGAGACUGCAUGAGCUUCAUACAGCUAGUGAAGGGAAAGUUACUGAGCUUCUUGAUAUGUCAUUAAAAACAUCAAAACGAUUAUCUGAUCUCGAAGCUGAAAUCACAAGAUGGAAAAUUGUUGCCGGGGAAAGCAUAAGAAAAACUGAGGAGCUACAACAAGAGUCAGAGGAUUCGCAGUCAGAGGUUAAAUUGCUUCGUAUAACAAACAAUCAAAAUGAAGAGACCCAAACAGAGGAACCUAUUUUCGCAGGCAUGGAAACACAAACAGAUAUCGAUAAAAUUCCGCAGUCUACAGUCCCAACUUCCACCAGUCCUCCAAUUCCGACAGUGCCGGCACUUAAAUCGAAAAACCCUAAAAAGAAAGCCUUCCAAAAGAAACCCAUCACAAAGGAACCUCGAGACUUGAGAUACCAUCCCAGCAAAGACGCAGGCUCCGAACCAUCAGACGAAGAAUUAGAAACUCCAAAAGCGCCCAAACCACAACUAAAACGAAACAUCUCACUUCAGCAAGAAACUGCUCGUCCGGCUCUAUCCCCUUCCCCAGCUCCUUCUCUAACAAUCAAACUUAAAUCUAAAGCCCAUUCAACCAAAAACAAAGGGAAGAGGGAAGAGAGAGGGCAACAUAAUCCGGCUUAUAAAAAUGAUACGGGGGCGGAGUCUGAAGAUGAAGAGAUACCGCCUGCGGAGGUGGUGCAAGAGUCGCCGGUGGAAGAGAAGAUGGAGGUGGAUGGACCGAGGAGGAGUAGGAGGACGAGGAAUCCGAAUCCUGUUUAUACAGGGGAACUCGUUGUAGAAGGACUAGGCGUGGGACAAAAGAGGAAAGCUGAUGGGCGUGGGAAUAAGGAGAACGGCAAAAAAAGGAAAGCGGUUGAGGGUGGAGCUAUUGGGAAAGAGAAGAGGGGUAAAAAAUAGAAUGGACGAGUAAUUGUGGACGAGGGUGGUUUUAUUUGUUCUUGGAUAUUGAUAUACAUUCGUCUUGGAAAUAUGCAAUCGGAUCAUGUCACUUUUGUUCGUAUGCUGAAGGAUACAUGUACUGAAGUUAUUGGGAUAUGAAUUUGAAAUUUAAGAAUAACACUGAUAUUGGUACCAUAUUAAUGUGCUAUUCAACCUCAAUAAGUCAUACAUCAUGCCUUAACAGUAAUAGAAGGCCUCCAUCUCCAGAUCCAAUUGGUGAUCGUCAGCCCCACUGAGUGCGGCGAGGUACAUAUUAAGCUAUGCUCUUUAAAUACACCGAUCGCCUACGUGAAAGAAAUAUCAAUAAUCUGUACAUAUAUCUUUCCGAAAGCACUCGAUUUUUCGCUAAAGUUUGUUGUGAGACUUCCAUAAGAUGAUUGAUCAAGGAAAAGUAGGAGGGGAAGACCUACCACUGCAAGUUCUGGGGAGAUAUUGACGAAACGCUGAUGAUGGAAGGAAUUCGCGGAUACAUUUAUCGUCUGCACUCAGCUCGUCACGAUCAAGAUAGGGAAGAACAUUUAUUAAAGUCAUGGAUGCA
Sclerotinia trifoliorum is the source of this 5004-nucleotide messenger RNA. Lineage: Eukaryota; Fungi; Ascomycota; Leotiomycetes; Helotiales; Sclerotiniaceae. The record is from the annotation of a GenBank genome assembly.